AUGGCGCUGCUGAUAAAUCGGAUUCAUAUAGCAGGCAGAACCGUGCUAACACCACCACCUGUGCCCACCACCACCUCCCUGCAGGAAGUAAAUCUUUCUCUUCAUCCACAGAAUAUGAAAAGGAGAUUUAUUGAUGCACCAAUAUACAAACCUUUACAAAUCGCUUGCCAGACGCAAGAUUUAUGGCUGUGUGGGCUGUGGAGUUGCAUCAUUGUUACCAUGGCUUUGGCUGGUGCUCGGUGUGUCUGUCCUGCAAACAGAGGCUUCUCUCCCUCCCUUCCGCCCCACCGCCUUCCUCGUCAAUUGCCGCCUCCUCCCACCCAGACAAGGCCUCUGAUUUAUCACCUCCAGUCUGGCAAAUUGCUUUUACAGCCUCCUUGAUUAUUGUUCAGUGCUAAAUGGAUAACAGAUUAUUUCUAAAGAUCCUUUAAUACACAGGGGGUCUGAAGGGACAUUAAGCUGCCGUGGCAUCUCGGUUGGGGAUGCGCACAUCGGCAAUUUUCUUGGAUUGUAAUCAUUGCAUCAAUAGUGACUUUCCUGUGACUUCCGAGAUCCUUUAUGUGUUGUUUCCCGCAAUGUCAAUAGUAAUCCCUGUGAUAAAUGCCUGGACCCUAACUGGGCUCUGGAGCUGUGCUCACCUCACUAGCACAGGCAGACAUGCAGGACUAAGGAAGAUAUUAAUUUCCCGCUUCAUCAAUAUGAUUUGUGGCUCAUAAAAUCAGAGAUGGAUCCAACAGCUGUGUAAUAGGGAUUUUAACCUACGUUUGCUUUGGUUUCAAGCUAUUCCACUUUUAAUGGCCUCUGUGCAGAUCUCUCACAUCUGGUUGGCUGUACCUCUGCCCUGUUGGGAAAGUAGAGCUGCUAAUGGACAUAACUCACUGCUGCUCUCCGCUCAAUAAACUGGAAUCAAUACGUCUUCUUUAGCUAUGGAGACCAAGUUUUAAUGAAUGUUAUGUUUAUUAAUCAGUUCUGGCAUCCCUUAUUCUAAUGAGUUUGCAAAGAAAAUUAGUAGAGUGUUAAUUUGUAACUUUGUUUGUGAUUCUUGAUUUUCAGGGCUGUCCCCAGAUCCUGCCCAUCAGUGACAUCCUGGUACCUGCAGGGAUCAUUCGUCCAAUCACGCUGCGAGCCCGGAACCUCCCUCAGCCCCAGUCUGGACAGAAGAACUAUGAGUGUGUGUUCAACAUCCAGGGCAAGAUGCAACGCAUCCCAGCUGUACGCUUCAACAGCUCAUGUAUCCAGUGCCAGAACACUUCAGUGAGUACAUGGCCUAUUAAUAUGACUUAUCCGCACUGAAAGCCUUAUUUCCAGGCCCUCAGAAUGUUGUUGUUUAUACAGUAUUUACUGUAAAAGAUAAUGUAAAUUGUUAUUUGAUUUGGAAUCUUGGUCCAGUGUAAAAACUAUUUUUGUACUUUUAUACUAUUAUGCAUAUCUUACACCGAUCUUUUGAAAUAGUUUCCCACAGGUCCCUUACCAAUACUUGUAUAGAGAAAGAGUAUGCCUCCCCCUCUGCCUCUCUUCCUCUCUCUCACAUGGAAAUAAUAGGCAGAAAAAUCAAGGUGACUUUCCAUUGAGUCACUGAUCACAAAAAAACGUUAUCCGCAAAAUCAGCAAAGACAUCAAUUCAGAGCAUUAAAGUUGUUUUCUCAAUCCCAGUGAAAGAUGUGGCAUGUCAAAGAGCUGACAUUGAGUCUCCUCUCUACCCCUCUUUCUCUCUCUCGCUCCGUAACACCCUCUCUCUCUCUCUCUCUCUCUCCCUUUCUCUCCUACUCCCUCUGUCUCAUAGUAAUGUUACAGACGGCUGCCUUCUGUGACCCAUCUGGUUGUCACAGUAACCCCAGGGAAUCUUGUAAAAUAAUUAGCCAGUCACAGGAUGUGGGUCUUAAUUUGGUUGGACAAUGUGACCUAGGAAAAGGGAAUGUGGUGUGGGUGGAGGGGCCGCAGCGUUCCCUCUGCCACGGAGUGUCUCCCCUCUAACCCCCUUAACCCCUGGAGGUCAAAGGUCAGGCUGUGGGCCACUGUCCUUCGACACAGGACAAUUGAUAUCCCGUGGCAAUUUAAUAAUGAGGAUCACGUAUCCAGCACACACGGCCUUCCCCAGCGGGUCGGGUUAGGAUUGAUUGUUGUCCUUUCCCUGGCUGACACAUACUGCCUGGCGCACUACAUUGUGAAGGCCUUCGGAAGGACCCUGCCGCGAAGAGCAACUGUUGUCCUUCCAUCUGCUUUCACUCAUUUCCUCCCUCUCAUCAUUAUUUAUUUCUCUGACCCCCACCCGCACGCUACAGCUAUGCAUUUAAAAUGAAAUUGAAAGUAGUUUUGUGGUAGACCAUUAUUAAGUGAGUGCACAAAGGUUAGAGCAUUGGGCAUUGGGGUUUGGAUUGUUCAAAGCAUAACUCUGCAGAUGCUGUGUGAACAAUGAAACAGCUCUAUGAAUAUAGUGAGGCAAUCAGCAUAAAUAGAUGGACUCUAGUGUGUUAAUCACUUCAGCUAGAGGUAAACAUUUGAGGCUGUUUACCACACACACGGACAGGCUGAGUAUACAACAUUAAACUGUAAAUGUUAGGCCUCCCUCACACUCCCCUGCUUCAUCUCAAUCUGACAGAAAGAGAAACCACGCCCUGAGAUUGAUAUUCAGGCACUGACAUUUUUUUUUACUACUCCCCUCCCCCAUCGACUCCCCUCCCCCAUUCUGACUGGUAGCUACUACCCUCACCCUCUGUCUCUCUCUUUCUUUCUCCCAGCCCCCUCUCCCCCUCUCUCUGUUUGGAAGGGAUCUUUAGAUUAAUUGAUAGUCUGAUUACCUGUGACACAGCGGGCUAGGGCCACAUCAUCCUUCCUUCUCUGUCUCUCCCCCUAUCUGAUGGAUCUCUCCUGAAUAGUAAUCUAGCCAUAGUAAAGACAUGCCGCAGAUUACAUUCAGUCCCUGGGGUGUGUGCUGUCCGCCCUCCCCUCACACUCAACUCAGCGGCAACGACUAUCAAUCAGUAUGGCCGUCAAGACGAGUGGCUGUCAAGACUGCUGCAGCCAGGUGACUUUGAGGCCAUGGGGUCCAUGCUAAUGCAAUUGUGAGUGUCCUCAGAUGGGCAAUGCUGAAUCAAUCAAUAUCAACUGCUGUUUAGUCUCCCCCUCACUGAGAACUUUCAGGUAUCAGUCAGCACUUUUGCCCUAAUGGGAGGCCCCUGUUCUGAGGUGGGGGUUAGUUAGGUUAAACAUGCUGUUGGACAUGUUCACCAGCUGUGCCAAUAUGUUUUACCAGACAGGGCAACUUCAACUUUAGUCUAGUAGCAUGUUGCAGUUUAAUGUGAUUUCACUGUCAGGUUUAGCUUUAAAGCUGUUAUUGUAGGUACAGUAAUGCAGAGAUUGAGUGAUAGUUAUGUGACUCAGCUGUAGCCUUGGCCCUAGCCUGGGUACCAGUCUGUUUAGCUAACAUUUCACUCCUUCUACUCCGUGUCAUUGUUUGGCAUGACAAUUCCAUAAGGAGUUGACAGAAGAGCAGAAACAGACAGGCGCCCAGGCUACUUUGGCCCUGCUUGAUGAUGUAAAUGUUCUCAGGGUGGAACUAACAGAGAUAUUACUCAGAUUUGAUUUGAUUUGAUUCAUCUAAUGGGAACUAAACACACAGCCGGACCACUCAUAUUACCCCAUCACUGCCUCAUAACUGUCCUCUUAUCAGCUCUCUUAUCCCUGUGACGAUCUUCUCUUCUAAUCAGGGCCCCUUCCUGGCCCUCCCUGGGAGAGAGGGGGUGUUCUAGUGGACCAACAAGCCUCCCUCCCAUCUCCCACUUCUCUGCUGUUUCCCGCCGCCUGGCCUUUCUCACUCUCACAAUGCUCUCUCUGUAUGUGUACCCUUAUCUACAUUUAUAGGCAACUGGUUUGUCCUGGUAAAUACAUUUUUAAAGUCCACUAUACAGUACAUAGAACUGUCAUUCACCAGAGAAACUAGCCCUAGGCUUGUAUGUCCAUGUUGGUGUGUGUGUGUUUCCAGGAUUGUUGUAUGUGAAGUUGACCCGUGAUGUGCAGUUCAGCAUGUGAACGAUGUCUAUGCGCCACAGAUCUAGAGUAGCCCUGUGUCAGUGAUGCAGACAGAUAACAGCAGUUUGCCCUCAGACAGACAGACCAGUAAACAGACCAGAACAACACAUAUGUCUGACAGCACAUCCUGCAUAAAUACAACACAAGGUUGUACCCUUGCCUCUGCCCGCAAUCCUCUUUCCAUGCUCCAACUCUUCCCUGUCUCUCUGCCUCUACUUUGGCAUUUCCAUUCAUUCAUUUUGUCCAGCUAAAUAGAACAGAUACUGUUAAGCUAUUAUACUGGCUUCCUGCUGGUGUGGUUGGAUACAUGUAAUUUAAAUUAUACUGCAGCAGGUGCAUCCUGCAUGACCCACAUCCCACCUGCAUCCAAAGAGAAAUACAGUACCUUUUUGUAAGGUACAUAUGCAUAAAGAUUAGACAACUCUGUAUGAUAAUUCAUUCUGAUCCACAUCAAUCCAUAAAUCACAUUCCCCAACUGUACGAUAUCCUUCAGAAAUGUGAUUUGGUAUCAUGUCAAAACGCAUAGAUGUACUGUAAUUCAGCUCAAACGCAUGCAUGCUUGUUUCUUUCCUUUAUCUGUCUUCCCGCUUGAUUUGUACUGCAGACAUCAGCAAUGUGCUGCCAUAGCCGGAAUAAAUCAGUAUGAUACACCCCCCACACAUAUGCACACUGCCUUUGAAAUAAAUGAUAAGUAGGGUCUUUGCCGUUAAAACUCAAUAAGCAUUUGCUUUGAUAAUGUAAAGGUUUUUUGUGCAUUUUUGUUUGACAGCAUGCUUUACGUUGCAGAUUACACAUGGCACACGUAUAACCUUUGAUAGGCUGAAUCGGCAUACAUGGGACUUUUCAUCUUUUGUAUCAAGAUGAGAGGAAAUCCAAAUGAAUCCAUGGACGUAAGUGUUGCUAAGCGCUGCUGACCCCUUAGCGACAGGCAUUGGCGGUGUUACCCAGGAAACGUACAGUAAAGCCUUUUGCACAAUGACCAAGUUCUGAACUACCCAUUUGAUGGAAAGUGCUCUCACAAAGAACACCAUUAUUCCCGGACGAUGGUAGCAAAGCUUUUUGAAUAAAAACACUUACAUGUUCUUUUUUCAGGCUUUCUGAACCAGCAUGCCCUCAUUAUUCUAUUAUUCUCAUCAAGUGCCCAAUCAGACUAUGAAUGUCUUUGGUGCUUCUAAGUGGAACAUACAGUUGGGAAGGGAAAUGACCUGCCCUGCUCUUGACACCAAAGGCCCCACUAAUGGAAGAAAUGUAGCAUGAAACAAUCUACAUGUUAGUGAUACUGUGGGGAAUGUCACCUCAUGGUCAGUGUAAACAUGCUUCCAUGCACACUAAGUAGUAGGAUAUGAUAUAUUGUGCACUGCAUACAUAUAUUUUUAGGUAGGUUUAUCUUACACCUGCUCUUUGUAUUAACCAUAGAAAAUGGCAUUCUAAUGCUAUGGUAUUUAUCCUUUCUCUUGUGAUUGUUGCAUAUUGCAUCCCUGUCGGUCUCUGAGGUUAGAUAUACUGGAUUGUGCAUGUGAGGCUCUGUAGCAGGUGGGGUCUGGUGGAAUAAAUUGUCCACUAAAUGAGGUGAUCAAUCAAUAGCAUGAAUUAUGAGCCUGUUUCAUCCUGUUUGUUUUGCUUUAAGCACUAGCAAUGGAAGGGGAGAGAGCCUCAGCUGUAUUCCCCUAACUGAGAAAUCAGCGCGUUAGUUACCCCUGCUCUGAACACUUUUUUUAGAUUCCCAAAGUCAUCUACAAAGAAUGCUUUGGUGUCAUCAUGUGAAAAGUAUGCUUUGGUUUUCUUGGGUUAAUGCACUUACCUCAAAUAUGAUGACACAAGUUCAACCAUGGCAAUAAAACCAUUCCAGAUUACCCUAUCUGUUUCUUUAACCAAGCUAGUGUGACCUUAAAUCUGUCACCAUGACGAAGUACACAUUUUUUCCUAGUGCAGUAAUCAGAAUGAUGAAAGUGUGGUUUGCAGAAAAUAUCAUUUAUGUUCACUAAUAUGGACUCCCUAUUAAUUACUGUGUAUGUUUAAGAAGGAAAAAUACCCUUUUUCAAAGGUAAUUUUGCUGAAGUCGGUCAAAUUUCGAAAUGUAAUUAAAUGAAACAGGAAAGCCUCCAUCAUUAAGGUAAAUAGAUUUUCACUCUGUCACUACAAGGAGCCAGCAUCGAUGGCACAGUUGCAGCCAAUUCUACUGCUCACAGUCUACAUCUUAAGUACAGUAUUUGUCCUCUUCAUUUAGACUGAUGGUUAAGCCGCUGCAGAUAAAUACAGUCGAUCCCUGUCAGUGUUCAAUGGCCUAAUUGAAAUCUUAAUUACUUUAUUCGGAAUAAACACAAAUUAUAAAUGUGUAUUUUUUCUCUGAAUGUAUCGUCUUUGAUAUAUAGUUUUAAAAAAUGUUGUCACAUACAGCAGAGAUAUGUGUUGUUUUACAGGGUCAGCCAUAGUAGUACGGCACCCCUGGAGCAAAUUAGGGUUAAGUGCCUUGCUCAAGGGCACAUCAACAUAUUUUCACCUUGUCAGCCCAGGUAUUUGAACAAGAGACCUUUCGGUUACUGGCCCAACGCACUAACCACUAGGUUACCUGCCACCCAAUUCCUACGGUAAAAUGAACUUGCUUACAAUGUGUAUCUCUCACAUUAGUCCCUUCAAUAGACCCAAUUUUCAUUGAUCAAAAGGAAUAUCAAAAGGAAUAUCUUCCAUUGUUGUUGUUUGCAACCCAUUAAAACCGAAUGAUAAGUAGACAACGAAUCAUAAAAAUAGUGUCCUUGUCUCAAAGGGUAGCGCAAGUUUGAAAUGUUUUUUCUAUAUCUGUAUCCAGUGAUGGAUUUGUUUUUUUAAAGGUAAGAUUACCUCAAUGACUCGCCUCGCCAGAGAGCUGUCUGACAGAACCAGGCCAAUUUGUCUCCACUCGCUAGUCUCAGAUCCAGUGGAACCAAGGCCGGAGGAAAAUCAAUUCACGACUGGCAGAGAUAAGCUGCAUUGUAUGACCCAACACAAAAGCUUCCCCCCGUUUACACAUAACCGUUAAUCUCCUCAAAGCUGCCUGCCUUUCUCUUGAAAAAGAGGGAGAAGGCUAAGAAAUACAUAUUAUAUUAAUUCCAGAAACACAUUGUAUGGCUCUCCUGUGGCUUUCAUUAUCAGGGCCUUGGGAAGAGUACAUGACAACAACCUAGAUUUUUACAAAUUAAUAUCUGUUUCUGAACCUGCCAAGGCUUUGAACGCUGCCAUCAACUCACCAACCUGAUUUAGUUUACCUAUUGAACAAAUGUAACGCCUCAUUGGACUGUGAAGAAUAUCGUUGGCCUUAUCAACCAUUUCACUAAAUGCUGUUGUUGAAUGAGGCAUUUCCGAUAGACUUUCAAUUUUUGGGCUGAAAAACAGACACCACAAAGGUUAGCUGUAGUUUAUAUGUCUGUUUGAUGGAUAGGAGUGAGGAUGGUCUCAAGUUGAGUUGAGUUUUUGUUGUGUGACACUGUGAAGUGAUAUGAUUGGGGGAAGUUAAUUCAGUGACCCCACCCAGGGAGCUGCUGAUCCAUAAAUUACCUCAAUUAUGGACUGGUGCCCGCAGAACCAACUGGACCCUAUAGAGAUGUAAGAACAUUUGGAGCCACGUGUCGACAGGUUCAGUGGGCUUUAGUUCAGCCUUUCAGCAUCCACACUGCUACAUUCCCUGCUGGACUUGCUUCCAGAUAUUUCACAGAACAGCUGCACAAAGAUUCAAACCUUCACACACAUGCACAUGCGUGCACACACACACACAGGCAUGUGAGCGUACGCACACACACACACACACACAUGUUAUGUUCUUCUAUCCUCGUGGGGACCUAACAUUAAUUUCCAUUCAAAAUCCUAUUUUCCCUAACCCUUAACCCUAAACAUAACCCUAACCCUUACCAUAACCCUAAGCCAAACCCUAAACCUAACUCCUAACCCUAAACCUAAGCACUAACCCCUUACCCUAACCAUAAUUCUAACCCUAACCCUAAACCUAACCCCUAAGCUUAAAAUAGCCUUUGUCCUCAUGGGGACGUGGGAAAUGUCCCCUCGAGGGAGAAUUCUCCUUGUUUUACUAUCGUUGUGGGGACUUUGGGGGAUUUUAGGUCCCCACAAGGAUAGAAGAACCAACACACACACACACACACACACACACACACAUACACACACACAAAUAGUCACACACAUUCAAACACAGUCAAACAUACCACAGCUGAUCUUCCAGUUAACAUGCCCCUGGACUGAUGAGGAAUUCAGAGAGGCUGGUUGUUUCCUCAGCUCUGAUUUAUGUAGGUUAGGUAUGGAUGGAUAAAGGUGAGGUAUGGAUGGAUAAAUGUGUCACAUCUGAUACUUCCAUCAAGACUUAACGGUUCAACAGGAACCUACAGGAACCUCCAUCUUGGUUGUCCAUACAGUAGCUGACCUAUCAAACUGGAGCUGCUCUCUCUCUCUUUGAAUCUGCUGAGAGUCAACUUAAGGUGGUUUGCAAUAAGUUCCCUUUUUAAUGCUGAAUUCAGGGCCCUCCCUUGCUUUUAGUCUGCCCUCAUUCCUCCAUCGCCUCCUUAUGAACACCCAUAAGUGUUCUGGCCGUGGAUCAAUGUGGCUGAUCAGCGAUAUUCUCUCAGGGUUGCUGCUGGCUUAGUGUUCUGAGUGUUGCUGCUAAUUAAAACACAGGCAGGAAAACCACCACCCCCUCCUUCACCUGACAGACACAGGGCAGCAACACUCUCUCUCUCUCUCUCUCUCUCUCUCUCUGUCUCUCUCUGUCUCUCUCUGUCUCUGUCUCUGUCUCUCUCUCUCUCUCCUCUCUCUCCUCUCUCUCUCUCUCUCUCUCUCUCUCUCUCUCUCUCUCUCUCUCUCUCUCUCUCUCUCUCUCUCUCUCUCUCUCUACAAAAAGCCAGAUUAACUCAAAGCCUAGUCUGUCAAAAAAGCCACUAUGUCUCCCUGUCUCCCUCACAGCUAUGCAAUGUAGUGGCUAGGCUAGUGGCUAAUGGCUAAUGGGUUGUUACACAGAGCAGAUUAAGUGUUUUUCGUUGUACAGUAUAGUGUAUAGUAUAGCAUUAUGAUUUCCACUGCACUGUGCCAGCCAGCCAUGCCAGCCAUGGAACUCAGUUUAUACUGAUGAGCCAAGUCAUAAACCACAGUAAGUGGAAUGAGUGCCACUGUCUUUAUUAAUAGGGCCCUAUGAAGGCUUGUCAUGCUCUGAAUGAUAUUGGGCUUUAUGCACCGUCAGUACAGUAUGAUGAUUGACUCAUGGUUUUUAUGUGUGUUUCCUCCUGCAGUACUGGUAUGAUGGGGACGAGACGGGAGACCUGCCUGUUGACUUCUCUAUCGUCUGGGAUGGAGACUUCUUCAUCGACAAGCCUCCCACCAUGAAAGGUAUGUUGUUUUAUAAUUUCUAGAAUCAUACAUUCUUCAUAAUAGUGUUGCAGCUAAAUAGUGUAAAUGACAAAUCGAAGACAUAACUGGCACACAACAGCGAAACAACAGACACACUGGUCAAAUAUGUGGUCAUCCCUUGCUGAGCCCUCUAGUGGCACUUGAGUGAUGAAUUCACUCUAUGUACAGUGCUGGGGGCUAUGGCUACCACAAUAAAUCAUAUUCAGUGGGAUAAUUCAAUCGCAAAUGUGGAUUAAGCCUGUGCAGUUAUUUUCUUAUUGUCUUCAAAACUGUUAAAUUGACAAACAUUUUUGUAGGUGAGUAAGAGAUAAGAGACAGAACUAAAUGUGCAGUCCCAUGUUUUGUAUGAACACACCUUGUAUAACUGCAAGUCGGGGACAAAUAGUGGUUGUCAAUACUUCCCUCAAAGGAGCUUUAUCUCACUGGUUUCAUCAGGCCACUCUGAAAGAGACCUGUAGCUCUCCACAAUCAGUCUGCAGAUAGCAUCUCUCCACUGGGCUAUUGGCCCUGCGCAAAGAUGAGCUGAGAGGAGAGAGCUAGUCAUGUAGCUAGCUGCACAGUAUUUGAUUAUGUUCUCCUCCUGAACUGGUCAAUAACUCUGUGUACCAUCUUCACCUUUAAACCUGUGUUAUCGAGGCGGCUGCAUAGGAGUGAGGACGAGGCUGAGCAGGGGAUAAAGGGAGAUUAGCAGCUCAGGACCUGUGCUGUGCAGCGCGCCUCACCCACUCACCUUUCUGUCUCAGACUCCAUCUUAGACGAGUGUUAACCCUCCCUGUUUGUCUGUCUGUCUGUCUCUGUAUCUGUCUGUCUGUCUGUCUAUCUGUGCUCAGCCCUGCUGUAUAAGUGUGAGGCCCAGAGGGACAGCUGUGGCUUGUGUCUGAAGGCCAGCACAGCGUUUGAGUGUGGCUGGUGCCUGGACAACAAAAAGUGUCUCCUGAGGCAGCACUGCCAGACCCCGGAGCAGAACUGGAUGCAUCACGGCAGACACAACGUCCGCUGCAGCCACCCCCGUAUCAGCAAGGUAAGACUGGAGCACAGAGAUAUACUGUGUAUAAUACUGUAUGUUUGUGUUUAAUUCUGUGGGCUAGAGCAUCUGAACCCAGGCCUUCUGCUGUGUGUGAGCAUGCUGACAGGGAUAUUGCUUCUCCGUGACCUUGACCCUGUUUCCAUGGACAGAUCCACCCGUUGACAGGGCCCAAAGAGGGGGGCACGCGAGUGAUGAUCGAAGGGGGAGAACCUCGGGCUGCAGGUGCGGGAGAUCGCCCAUGUCCAGGUGGCUGGGGUUCGCUGUAACCCUGUGCCCUCCGAGUACAUCAGCGCUGAGAGGUGAGUGUGGUGACUUUGUCAAUAGGGUUUCACUUGAAUGGUAUGCAAGUAAAUGAGUGAUACUUGGUCAUAUGUCUGCUAACUCUAUUUCGUUUUAACAUUAGGCAACAUAAGCAGUGGGCCUUUGACUGACAGCUGAGUGUGUGUGUUCUGUCCCUCAGGAUCGUGUGUGACAUGUCCGAGGCGCUGUUGCCCCACUCUCCAGGCGGCCCAGUGGAGCUGUGUAUUGGGGUGUGCAGUGCAGAGUACCGCACUCAAUCGUCCCAGACCUACUCCUUUGUGGUGCGUUUGACCCCACAUGACCCCAUCUCUUUCCAGAACGAUGACUGUGCAGAAAGUGUCUGGCCGUUUCCGGAGGCAGAGGAAGGAUACCAACCAAUUGCAGUGGUUCUGCCCCGGGAACUAACUAGUCUUAUGCUGCAAUACAGAGAUGGUGAACAUGUUGUGAAAGAAAGUGUGGCCGAUGUGACAUACAGUAAUUACCCAGCUAUCCCAAUGGAGCAUUAAGCAGCGGUGAAACAGGAAUGUGACGUUAGUUUAUAAUCUCCUCAGCCUGCGAGCCGAGCAGCUGACUGAAAUGAAUGGGCUUCACUGCUGCCCUUAAACGAGCAAUCAAUAGCAGUCCUGCAGUUCUAUUCCAGCAGAACCCAAACGCAGCUCCCAGCCAAAUGAAUACAUGUGCAUGGAGCAAUUACGUAUGUAACUAAUUACAGAAGAAAAUAACUUUCUCACUCAUGUCACUGUCACUGUGCUACUGAAAAUACUUAAACUGCAGUGCAGUGUGUUGCAGCAAUUACCAGAAAUAUAAUGGGAAUCGGUUUGUUGCACUGUAGCUUUUCACAAAAACUGCAUAAUUGUUUUGUGUGCUGCUGGUGCUGGGUGUUAACAGUGAGUUUCCUUCCUCUCUCAGACCCCCAGCUUCAACCGUGUGCGCCCGGAGAAGGGCCCCGUGUCCGGGGGGACCCGUCUGACAAUAUCAGGCCAUCAUCUGGACACUGGGAGCACCGUCACUGUGUUCAUCGCCCAGGAGGAGUGUCUGUUUGUUAAGUGAGUAGUCAGCUUGACCCCACCUCAGGGGAAUGGACUGUGGUAGUAUAGUAGUGCAGUGUUGUCUGUGCAGUACACUCAGAACUGAACAUACUGUACACACUCUGUCUGUGACAGUGAGAGUGUGACAGCAUGACAUUGUCUUGAGUGUCAUUUCAGACAGUGAAUUCAUUCUAUGAGAUACUACUAUAUGACAUUCUCUGCCUAAACCACACAGGAGGACAAACAGGGACAUUGUGUGUGUGACACCGUCGUCACUGUCUGGCUCGGGGCCCGCGUCAAUCAAGCUGUUAAUUGACAAAGCCGAAGUCACCAGCAGUGACACACGAUACAUCUACACUGAGGACCCCACCAUCUCCAGCAUCGAGCCCAACUGGAGUAUAGUGAAGUGAGUAGUGGUGAUCCCAGCCCCAGCACCGCUCCUCUCCUCCUCUCCUCUCCUCCUCUCCUCUCUCCUCCUCUCCUCUCUUCUCCUCUACUCUCCUUUCCUCUCCUCUCCCAGCCAACGGGCUGGAGCCUCUCAGAGCAUGACCAGGGUCCUGGGAGAGUCCUGAAGAGAAACUCAGCCCAACCAUCUAUUACUGCCAGUAAUGAACCAGGAACACACAGAGAUUACAACAUGAUCCCCAAAGCCACACACAGACGCCCACACAGUCCCAUUGUAGCCAUUUCACCAUGACACUUAAAGCACAAUAGACAGUAUGGGGGAUGAUGUAUCUAAUGUAUAUAAAAUCCUAAUUCAUGGGACCCUUGAGGGGACUGUAGAGCUUCCUCUGAAUCCCAACAGUACUGUAAGAUAAAUCAUACAAACAACAUGCUGUAGCAAAAUAGCACCUCUGCUACACGGAAGUUCUUAUUUCAUUCCUUGUUCUCUCUCUGCCCAUAUCACCAGUGUGCAAUAGCUAGCUGACAUGAUACCAGGUCUUUAGCAUAGCUUGAUAGCUCUUAACCACCAUGCUUCUGUUUGUGUUUCAGUGGUAGCACCUUGAUCACCGUCACAGGUACCAACCUGCUCACCAUCCAGGAACCCAAAGUCCGUGCCAAGUAUGGAGGAAUAGAGACUACUAAUGUAAGUGUUCCAAAUAUAAUACAUUCCAUCAGAAAGAAUGGAGGACCAAGGCACUCUUCAUAUAAUUAAUUAAAAUGCCUUUAUUUGGAUGGCAUGUUCAAUAGAAACAAGGUUUUUUUUAAAUAUGAGGCAUUUCGGCUGCAUGGCCUUCGUCAGGGAGUACAUUUCAUGUUUGCACAGCACCGCUCUGAUUAUUACAAAUGGUUAACCUGUAGAAUAGCUACAGAUGUGGUCAAAUAUAUUGGCACCCUUGCAUGAUUCACUAUUUAUUCUCAAAUAAGUUGAAAUUGAAAAAACGUUAGGUGUUUACACGUGUAUUUGUUUGAUUUACAACUGCACAGGACCAAGAAGAAACACUUUAAAGUAGAAAAAUGGCCUGGACUAAAUUAUUGAAGAUUUAAAUGAAUUUGGUUGGAGACAAUUAUUCUUGUUUACUGUGUAAUUUAUCUCAACUGUGGUAAGUUGCAGGUGCCUACAGAGUAAAAAUAGCUAUACAACCAGUUUUGAAAAGAAAAACUAAACAUUCUGCUCCAUUGCACUCCAUUGUAAAGUGCAAGGGUGCCAAUAUAUUUGACCGGAUCUGUAGCAGCAAGGACUUACGCAAUAAGCUUUUGCUACUGGCAUUCUAGUGAAACAUCAGUGUUGUGGUUUUACACAGUAGUCUAUGGGCUCUAUUUUCGUCUGGCGCUAAGGCUUCACAAAUGUCAACGCACUUUAGUUGGCAAUUUCAGCAUGUAAAAAGUGGCGCUCUGGCAUUUUCCACCCCUUGUGCCAGGUUCUACAAUUUACCUGUCUAACAUCAGCUUGCUUGCGCUGAGGUGGGAGGAUGGCAAUAUUUGAGGUGUGUCCUUAAAAACGAGGGUAAAAAUUACAAUUUCAUUCAGUGCAAAUAGGGAGAUUUAAAGGCCCAAUGCAGCCAUUUUUAUCUCAAUCAUUUCUGGGUUGCAAUUAAGUACCUUACUGUGAUUGUUUUAAAUUAAAAUGGUCAAAAAUAACUUCUUAGCGAGAGCAAUUUCUCAAACAAGAAUUUUGCUAGGACUGUCUGGGAGUGGUCUGAGUGGGGAGGGGAAAACUGAAAACUAGCUGUUAUGGGCAGAGAGGUUUGGAACUCUCUUUCUUAUUGGUCUAUUAACAAAUGUACCACCUGGUGAUGUCACCAGGCAGGCCAAAACUCCAUCCCACCAAAACAGGCUGAAAUUUCAGGCGGUCUUUUCAAACAGCUCUUUUUUUAUUUUCUUCUUUAGGGGGUAGAUCAGCUUUAAUAUUGCAGAUAGACUGUAUCUUCCAUCAAUGUAAUUGUUUGCAUCACUUCCAAUCCCCCAUAUGUUUUUUUCUCUCGCAAAUAUAUACAGUGGAGAGAACAAGUAUUUGAUACACUGCCGAUUUUGCAGGUUUUCCUACUUACAAAGCAUGUAGAGGUCUGUAAUUUUUAUCAUAGGUACACUUCAACUGUGAGAGGCGGAAUCUAAAACAGCAAUUUCCAGAAAAUAACAUUGUAUGAUUUUUAAGUAAUUAAUUUGCAUUUUAUUGCAUGACAUAAGUAUUUGAUACAUCAGAAAAAGCAGAACUUAAUAUUUGGUACAGAAACCUUUGUUUGCAAUUACAGAGAUCAUACAUUUCCUGUAGGUCUUGACCAGGUUUGCACACACUGCAGCAGGGAUUUUGGCCCGCUCCUCCAUACAGACCUUCUCCAGAUCCUUCAGGUUUCAGGGCUGUCGCUGGGCAAUACGGACUUUCAGCUCCCUCCAAAGAUUUUCUAUUGGGUUCAGGUCUGGAGACUGGCUAGGCCACUCCAGGACCUUGAGAUGCUUCUUACGGAGCCACUCCUUAGUUGCCCUGGCUGUGUGUUUCGGGUCGUUGUCAUGCUGGAAGACCCAGCCACGACCCAUCUUCAAUGCUCUUACUGAGGGAAGGAGGUUGUUGGCCAAGAUCUCGCGAUACAUGGCCCCAUCCAUCCUCCCCUCAAUACGGUGCAGUCGUCCUGUCCCCUUUGCAGAAAAGCAUCCCCAAAUAAUGAUGUUUCCACCUCCAUGCUUCACGGUUGGGAUGGUGUUCUUGGGGUUGUACUCAUCCUUCUUCUUCCUCCAAACACGGCGAGUGGAGUUUAGACCAAAAAACUCUAUUUUUGUCUCAUCAGACCACAUGACCUUCUCCCAUUCCUCCUCUGGAUCAUCCAGAUGGUCAUUGGCAAACUUCAGACGGGCCUGGACAUGCGCUGGCUUGAGCAGGGGGACCUUGCGUGCGCUGCAGGAUUUUAAUCCAUGACGGCCUAGUGUGUUACUAAUGGUUUUCUUUGAGACUGUGGUCCCAGCUCUCUUCAGGUCAUUGACCAGGUCCUGCCGUGUAGUUCUGGGCUGAUCCCUCACCUUCCUCAUGAUAAUUGAUGCCCCACGAGGUGAGAUCUUGCAUGGAGCCCCAGAUCGAGGGUGAUUGACCUUCAUCUUGAACUUCUUCCAUUUUCUAAUAAUUGCGCCAACAGUUGUUGCCUUCUCACCAAGCUGCUUUCCUAUUGCCCUGUAGCCCAUCCCAGCCUUGUGCAGGUCUACAAUUUUAUCCCUGAUGUCCUUACACAGCUCUCUGGUCUUGGCCAUUGUGGAGAGGUUGGCGUCUGUUUGAUUGAGUGUGUGGACAGGUGUCUUUUAUACAGGUAACAGGUUCAAACAGGUGCAGUUAAUACAGGUAAUGAGUGGAGAACAGAAGGGCUUCUUAAAGAAAAACGAACAGGUCUGUGAGAGCCGGAAUUCUUACUGGUUGGUAGGUGAUCAAAUACUUAUGUCAUGCAAUAAAAUGCAAAUUAAUUACUUAAAAAUCAUACAAUGUGAUUUUCUGGAUUUUUGUUUUAGAUUCCGUCUCUCACAGUCUCAUGAUAAAAAUUACAGACCUCUACAUGCUUUGUAAGUAGGAAAACCUGCAAAAUCGGCAGUGUAUCAAAUACUUGUUCUCCCCACUGUAUAUACAGUGAGGGAAAAAAGUAUUUGAUCCCCUGCUGAUUUUGUACGUUUGCCCACUGACAAAGAAAUGAUCAGUCUAUAAUGUUAAUGGUAGGUUUAUUUGAACAGUGAGACACAGAAUCCUGUCUCCUGAGUGGCGCAGUGGUCUAAGGCACCGCAUCGCAGUGCUAACUGUGCCACUAGAGAUCCUGGUUCGAAUCCAGGCUCUGUCGCAGCCGGCCGCGACCGGGAGACUCAUGGGUGGUGCACAAUUUGUCCAGGGUAGGGGAGGGAAUGGCCGGCAGGGAUGUAGCUCAGUUGAUAGAGCAUGGCGUUUGCAACGCCAGGGUUGUGGGUUCGAUUCCCACGGGGGGCCAGUAUUAAAAUAUAUAUAUAUAUAGGUAUUCACUAACUGAAAGUCGCUCUGGAUAAGAGCAUCUGGUCAAUGUAAAUGUAGAAUAACAACAGUAAAAAAAUCCAGAAAAACACAUGUCAAAAAUGCUAUAAAUUGAUUUGCAUUUUAAUGAGGGAAAUAAGUAUUUGACCCCCUCUCAAUCAGAAAGAUGUCUGGCUCCCAGGUGUCUUUUAUACAGGUAACGACCUGAGAUUAGGAGCACACUCUUAAAGAGUAUACCUGUAUAAAAGACACCUGUCCACCGAGGCAAUCAAUCAAUCAAAUUCCAAACUCUCCACCAUGGCCAAGACCAAAGAGCUCUCCAAGGAUGUCAGGGACAAGAUUGUAGACCCACACAAGGCUGGAAUGGGCUACAAGACCAUUGCCAAGCAGCUUGGUGAGAAGGUAACAACAGUUGGUGCGAUUAUUCGCAAAUGGAAGAAACACAAAAGACUGUCAAUCUUCCUCGACCUAGGGCUCCAUGGAAUAUCUCACCUCGUGGAGUUGCAAUGAUCAUGAGAACGGUGAGGAAUCAGCCCAGAACAACAUGGGAGGAUCUUGUCAAUGAUCUCAAGGCAGCUGGGACCAUAGUCACCAAGAAAACAAUUGGUAACACACUACGCCGUGAAGGACUGAAAUCCUGCAGCGCCCGCAAGGUCCCCCUGCUCAAGAAAGCACAUAUACAGGCCCGUCUGAAGUUUGCCAAUUAACAUCUGAAUGAUUCAGAGGAGAACUGGGUGAAAGUGUUGUGGUCAGAUGAGACCAAAAUCGAGCUCUUUGGCAUCAACUCAACUCGCCGUGUUUGGAGGAGGAGGAAUGCUGCCUAUGACCCCAAGAACACCAUCCCCACCGUCAAACAUGGAGGUGGAAACAUUAUACUUUGGGGGUGUUUUUCUGCUAAGGGGACAGGACAACUUCACCGCAUCAAAGGGACGAUGGACGGGCCAUGUACCAUCAAAUCUUGGGUGAGAACCUCCUUCCCUCAGCCAGGGCAUUGAAAAUGGGUCGUGGAUGGGUAUUCCAGCAUGACAAUGAACCAAAACACAUGGCCAAGGCAACAAAGGAGUGGCUCAAGAAGAAGCACAUUAAGGUCCUGGAGUGGCCUAGCCAGUCUCCAUACCUUAAUCCCAUAGAAAAUCUGUGAAGGGAGCUCAAGGUUCGAGUUGCCAAACGUCAGCCUCGAAACCUUAAUGACUUGGAGAAGAUCUGCAAAGAGGAGUGGGACAAAAUCCCUCCUGACAUGUGUGCAAACCUGGUGGCCAAGUACAAGAAACUUCUGACGUCUGUGAUUGCCAACAAGGGUUUUGCCACCAAGUACUAAGUCAAGUUUUGCAGAGGGGUCAAAUACUUAUUUCCCUCAUUAAAAUGCAAAUCAAUUUCAAAAAUUUUUGUCAUGUGUUUUUCUGGAAUUUUUUGUUGUUAUUCUGUCUCUCACUGUUCAAAUAAACCUACCAUUAAAAUUAUAGACUGAUCACGUACAAAAUCAGCAGGGGAUCAAAUACUUUUUUCCCUCACUGUAUACAUACAUAUAUAUAUAUAUAUAUAUAUAUAUAUAUAUAUAUAUAUAUAUAUAUAUAUAUAUAUAUAUAUACACUGCUCAAAAAAAUUAUCGCAGUGCUAACUGUGCCACUAGAGAUCCUGGUUCGAAUCCAGGCUCUGUCGCAGCCGGCCGCGACCGGGAGACUCAUGGGCGGUGCACAAUUUGUCCAGGGUAGGGGAGGGAAUGGCCGGCAGGGAUGUAGCUCAGUUGAUAGAGCAUGGCGUUUGCAACGCCAGGGUUGUGGGUUCGAUUCCCACGGGGGGCCAGUAUAAAAAUAAAUAUAUAUAUAUAUAUAUAUAUAUAGGUAUUCACUAACUGAAAGUCGCUCUGGAUAAGAGCAUCUGGUCAAUGUAAAUGUAGAAUAACAACAGCAAAAAAAUCCAGAAAAACACAUGUCAAAAAUGCUAUAAAUUGAUUUGCAUUUUAAUGAGGGAAAUAAGUAUUUGACCCCCUCUCAAUCAGAAAGAUGUCUGGCUCCCAGGUGUCUUUUAUACAGGUAACGACCUGAGAUUAGGAGCACACUCUUAAAGAGUAUACCUGUAUAAAAGACACCUGUCCACCGAGGCAAUCAAUCAAUCAAAUUCCAAACUCUCCACCAUGGCCAAGACCAAAGAGCUCUCCAAGGAUGUCAGGGACAAGAUUGUAGACCCACACAAGGCUGGAAUGGGCUACAAGACCAUUGCCAAGCAGCUUGGUGAGAAGGUAACAACAGUUGGUGCGAUUAUUCGCAAAUGGAAGAAACACAAAAGACUGUCAAUCUUCCUCGACCUAGGGCUCCAUGGAAUAUCUCACCUCGUGGAGUUGCAAUGAUCAUGAGAACGGUGAGGAAUCAGCCCAGAACAACAUGGGAGGAUCUUGUCAAUGAUCUCAAGGCAGCUGGGACCAUAGUCACCAAGAAAACAAUUGGUAACACACUACGCCGUGAAGGACUGAAAUCCUGCAGCGCCCGCAAGGUCCCCCUGCUCAAGAAAGCACAUAUACAGGCCCGUCUGAAGUUUGCCAAUUAACAUCUGAAUGAUUCAGAGGAGAACUGGGUGAAAGUGUUGUGGUCAGAUGAGACCAAAAUCGAGCUCUUUGGCAUCAACUCAACUCGCCGUGUUUGGAGGAGGAGGAAUGCUGCCUAUGACCCCAAGAACACCAUCCCCACCGUCAAACAUGGAGGUGGAAACAUUAUACUUUGGGGGUGUUUUUCUGCUAAGGGGACAGGACAACUUCACCGCAUCAAAGGGACGAUGGACGGGCCAUGUACCAUCAAAUCUUGGGUGAGAACCUCCUUCCCUCAGCCAGGGCAUUGAAAAUGGGUCGUGGAUGGGUAUUCCAGCAUGACAAUGAACCAAAACACAUGGCCAAGGCAACAAAGGAGUGGCUCAAGAAGAAGCACAUUAAGGUCCUGGAGUGGCCUAGCCAGUCUCCAUACCUUAAUCCCAUAGAAAAUCUGUGAAGGGAGCUCAAGGUUCGAGUUGCCAAACGUCAGCCUCGAAACCUUAAUGACUUGGAGAAGAUCUGCAAAGAGGAGUGGGACAAAAUCCCUCCUGACAUGUGUGCAAACCUGGUGGCCAAGUACAAGAAACUUCUGACGUCUGUGAUUGCCAACAAGGGUUUUGCCACCAAGUACUAAGUCAUGUUUUGCAGAGGGGUCAAAUACUUAUUUCCCUCAUUAAAAUGCAAAUCAAUUUCUAAAAAUUUUUGUCAUGUGUUUUUCUGGAAUUUUUUGUUGUUAUUCUGUCUCUCACUGUUCAAAUAAACCUACCAUUAAAAUUAUAGACUGAUCACGUACAAAAUCAGCAGGGGAUGAAAUACUUUUUUCCCUCACUGUAUACAUACAUAUAUAUAUAUAUAUAUAUAUACACUGCUCAAAAAAAUUAAGGGAACACUUAAACAACACAAUGUAACUCCAAGUCAAUCACACUUCUGUGAAAUCAAACUGUCCACUUAGGAAGCAACACUGAUUGACAAUACAUUUCACAUGCUGUUGUGCAAAUGGAAUAGACAACAGGUGGAAAUUAUAGGCAAUUAGCAAGACACCCCCAAUAAAGGACUGGUUUUGCAGGUGGUUACCACAGACCACUUCUCAGUUCCGAUGCUUCCUGGCUGAUGUUUUGGUCACUUUUGAAUGCUGGCGGUGCUUUCAACGGAGUCUACAACCCACACAAGUGGCUCAGGUAGUGCAGCUCAUCCAGGAUGGCACAUCAAUGCGAGCUGUGGCAAGAAGGUUUUCUGUGUCUGUCAGCGUAGUGUCCAGAGCAUGGAGGCGCUACCAGGAGACAGGCCAGUACAUCAGGAGACGUGGAGGAGGCAGUAGGAGGGCAACAACCCAGCAGCAGGACUGCUACCUCCGCCUUUGUGCAAGGAGGAGCAGGAGGAGCACUGCCAGAGCCCUGCAAAAUGACCUCCAGCAGGCCACAAAUGUGCAUGUGUCUGCUCAAACGGUCAGAAACAGACUCCAUGAGGGUGGCAUGAGGGCCCGACAUCCACAGGUGGGGGUUGUGCUUACAGCCCAACACCGUGCAGGACGUUUGGCAUUUGCCAGAGAACACCAAGAUUGGCAAAUUCGCCACUGGCGCCCUGUGCUCUUCACAGAUGAAAGCAGGUUCACACUGAGCACAUGUGACAGACGUGACAGAGUCUGGAGACGCCGUGGAAAACGUUCUGCUGCCUGCAACAUCCUCCAGCAUGACCGGUUUGGCGGUGGGUCAGUCAUGGUGUGGGGUGGCAUUUCUUUGGGGGGCCGCACAGCCCUCCAUGUGCUCGCCAGAGGCCGCACAGCCCUCCUGACUGCCAUUAGGUACCGAGAUGAGAUCCUCAGACCCCUUGUGAGACCAUAUGCUGGUGCGGUUGGCCCUGGGUUCCUCCUAAAGCAAGACAAUGCUAGACCUCAUGUGGCUGGAGUGUGUCAGCAGUUCCUGCAAGAGGAAGGCAUUGAUGCUAUGGACUGGCCCGCCCGUUCCCCAGACCUGAAUCCAAUUGAGCACAUCUGGGACAUCAUGUCUCGCUCCAUCCACCAAUGCCACGUAGCACCACAGACUGUCCAGGAGUUGGCGGAUGCUUUAGUCCAGGUCUGGGAGGAGAUCCCUCAGGAGACCAUCCGCCACCUCAUCAGGAGCAUGCCCAGGCGUUGUAGGGAGGUCAUACAGGCACGUGGAGGCCACACACACUACUGAGCCUCAUUUAGACUUGUUUUAAGGACAUUAUAUCAAAGUUAGAUCAGCCUGUAGUGUGGUUUUCCACUUUAAUUUUGAGGGUGACUCCAAAUCCAGACCUCCAUGGGUUGAUACAUUUGAUUUCCAUUGAUAAUAUUUGUGUGAUUUUGUUGUCAGCACAUUCAACUAUGUAAAGAAAAAAGUAUUUAAUAAGAUUAUUUCAUUCAUUCAGAUCUAGGAUGUGUUAUUUUAGUGUUCCCUUAAUUUUUUUGAGCAGUGUAUAUAUAUAUAUAUAUAUAUACACUGCUCAAAAAAAUACACAUCCUUUAAAAAAAUAUAUUUUCCUUUAUUACUUUCCAACCCCACCACCCCUUCCCUAAUUGGAGUAAACUAGUGAACAACAAUGCUUAGGCCUCUACUUCCAGCUUAUACAUACUACAUACAUUUUAUGGGUACAGUCAAUUUUAAACAGCUCUUACACUAAAAGGGCUUUAUCAUAAUUAUCACAAUUUGACAGUAUUAUUCCAAUCUCAUAGUGUGGAAAUAUAUAUAAAACACAGGAAAAUCAAAUUUUUGACUCCACUGGGUCAUUAAGACUCACCAAAAGCAGGUCUUAGCUGUAAUGUGGUUGGUUAUGGCAUGGAUUUUGACGCAGCCUAUCCAGCCGUGACGCACAGUGCCCAUAUGCACAUGGAACAAGAGAGAUGUGCUUUUUGUGCCAGUGAACCUCGUAUUUAGAAAUGUUUUGUUUAAUUUGAUUAAAAACCAAGAAUAGCCUCCCCUCCCCUAAAUGAAGUCUGUUUUUUUUGUCCUGCCCAAUGCAUUCACCAAGUAGCCAAGACUAUCAAUUUUUUUAAAUAUAUCUUAAUCACCUAAGCUUUAUUAAAAUAUCAAGUUUUGGAGCAGCAAACAUCAAGCUGACAUCCCCUUUUCAUCUAUGUAUUGUAGGCCUACAUUGUUUCAGCCAGCUACUGUUAUUAUUUUGAAUGUGCGUAAAACCCCCUCCAUUUAGGCUACAUGUCCAUGUGUCCAUCAUGGAACGAUAGAUGAGAUGAUGCCGGUGACCCUCGCAUUUAGAAACGUUUAUGUUAUCCCCCCCCCCCCCCCGACUUAUAGCGCUACUUCCAGCGCAAAAUGUAUCAUUGCGUUAGUUUUGGUAAAAUAGAGCCCUAUGUCUCAUACAUGUUCCUGGUUUGAACCUCCUCCUCCAUCUUCCUCUUCCUGUCUAGGUGUGCACUGUGGUAAAUGACUCUGUGAUGACCUGUCUGGCCCCAGGCAUCAUUUACACCAAGCACCAGGCCCCAGAGUCAGGCCUGCACCCCGACGAGUACGGCUUCAUUCUGGAUCACGUGGCCGCGCUGCUCGUCCUCAACGGGACACCUUUCACCUACUACCCCAACCCCACCUUCGAAACACUAGGGAACUCUGGGAUACUGGAGGUCAAGCCUGGCUCUCCCAUUAUCCUCAAAGUAAGUAGAUUGUGUUCGUUUGGUUUCAUUUUAUGUUACUUUUGUCAGUUGAGAGAAAUAAUAAAACUCUAGAGAUUAAAUGUCUUGGGUGUUGGUCCAAAGCAAGAGAGGUCCUGUGAGACAGAACCAGUACAAAGACAACUUCCCUACACGUCUACUUACAAAUCCCUGAGCUGAGGAUGGAUUUACAAGUCAGGAUUGAUAAUACUCUGAAGACCCAUACAAUCACUUGAUUGUGUGUGUGCUUUAGUCUGAUAAAGGUGAUUAUUGUCCAAAAAAAAGGUAUUUUGAAAACUAACAACAUGCUUCUUUUUAAAACAGGGCAAGAAUCUGAUUCCCCCUGCUCCGGGCAACACCCGCCUGAACUAUAGCGUGAUGAUUGGUGAAACACCCUGUCUGUUAACCGUCUCGGAGUCUCAGCUGCUCUGUGAUUCGCCAGACCUGACCGGGGAACAGAGAGUCCUGGUAAGACCAGAUGUCCCACCCACCGUUUACUGUAGUUUGAGUAUUUUAUGUCAACAAUAGCUUUUUGUGAGAUAUCCUUAAUUGCCAUUGGCAAAACUGCUCUGGCCAUAAUCCAGUCCUGUUAUUUCCCUAAAUGUAUUUCACAUGUAGUUAAUGCACUUUUAUCUGUGCUAUUUGGGAACAUGCCUGACUCUGAGGUCUUUGUACAUCAAUAAUCAAUUCUAUAAUUGCUCUGGCUGUCUGGCCAUUUUUUUACUUGAAUGCUAAUCCAACAAAUGUAAAGUUCAAAUGGGAAAGGGUCAUCAUGCAUUAAGCACUUAUGAUGAUUACGGAGGCCUGCUGAUACAAGCAAUUUCCCAUUUAAUCUAACUAUCUGUUGACUCCGCAGCUCGGAGCAUUAUCAUCAAUGCCAGACAUGACUACCUCUCUUUAUUACAGGCACGCCUCAGCGCACAAUGAUUUCAACUGUGGGCUUAAGCAGUAAAGGUGAAAAAUAAUAAUCUUGGAUUGAUUAAAUGCAAUUCCUUUUUAAACAGUUUUAUGGACAGAUUUAUUCGGCAGAGGGCAGUCUGGUCAAUUUGAUAAUUGCAAGUGUCUUAAGCAGUUAUCCAUGUAUUCUUAUACAGUGCCAGCUGCCAAGACAACCACGGCACAGAAUGAUUAGAAGUAGGUAGAUUUAGUCUGGAGUGUGGCAGCUUGUUUACCUUUUUGUAUCAAAGGCAUCGUCCUGAUCCUAUGGUAUUGACUUGACACUAACACGCCUGGACGAGGUAACUGGCUGUUGAUUCAGUGAAACGCUCAGAAUCAAUUUAAUCAGAUCAAUAGAGUCAGCUGUGGAGAGAAGGGUACGUUUACAAAUCAAAGCUGAGAUCAAAGAGAGGGGGAGAGAGCGGUAGCGGUGAUGGGUGAGGUGGAGUGAUCUCCCUCCCAGGGGGAUGGGGGAGGGAGGGAGGGAUGACGACACAUGGCAUAGCGAGAAGGCUGGACCAGCUGUGUUAAUGACCUGACACACAGCACAGCAACGGACAGACACACAGACAGCAGAGUGGCAUUCUCCCUGUUCCCUUCCAUCCACACCACUCAAUAAUUAAAGCACACAGCAAGAGUGGAAUGGGUGGGUAAAGGUGAAACUCGUUAGCCAAACCUGUUGGAGGCCAUCAGUAAUUGGCCUGAAGUUUAAAAAGGAGAUGUUAGAAGAGGCUCCAAUGAACCUGGGUCAAAUAUAAAAACGUUCAACAUGUACCUCUGAGUCUGUGCUACUAACUGUAGUUAUGAAACCCUUCAUAUCACAGAGCCACAUUUUUUCCAUCUCUAUGUUUCUCCUCCAGAUUGUGGUGGGUGGUCUGGAGUACUUCCCAGGGACCCUGCACAUCUACUCUGACAGCACCCUCACCCUGCCGGCCAUCAUCGGGAUCGGGGCGGGAGGAGGGGUGCUCCUCAUCGCCAUCAUCGCCGUGCUCAUCGCCUACAAGAGGAAGACCCGGGAUGCUGACCGCACCCUGAAACGCCUGCAGCUGCAGAUGGACAACCUGGAGUCCAGAGUGGCCCUGGAGUGUAAAGAAGGUACGAGCACUGGUUUUAUGACCCUCCUCCUUCUCCUAUUUCUCUCCUGUCCUUUUCACCAUCACCACAAAAAAACGGGUAUACGUUUAUGUGUAUGCGUUGCACAUACAUGGCUGUCACUGAAAUGACACCAUUGCUUUUUCCUCAAGCAAAGAAUGCUUCAUGAAAGUGAGCUGGAACAUUGACUGGCAGGUGAUUUUGAUAUGCUCUUAUCAGAGAGCUGUGUGUACUUUUUUAAGAGUAGUGACAAGGGUGCUAUCAGAAUUUGCCUGCUCUGAAUAGUUUAUGUUAUUGUGAUGCUCUUGUUGUAGAUAUGUGACAAUAUGAUACAGUACAAGUCAAUCACUCCACAUUCUUUACCAUAUGUUUUCUCAGACGUUGAAUCUGUACGAGGUAAAACAAGUAUUACUCAUGUCACACAGCUGACUGUGUACAGUAUGAUGAUUAUCAAAAUAUGCUGUCCUAAGCAUCCAGACAGUGACUCAGAGGUUUGUCUCCUCUGCUUCUGUCAACAUAGCAUUCGCUGAGCUGCAGACAGACAUCCAGGAGUUGACCAAUGACAUGGACGGAGUGAAGAUUCCAUUCCUGGAGUAUCGCACCUACACCAUGAGAGUCAUGUUCCCCGGCAUCGAGGAGCACCCCGUCCUCAAGGAGCUGGAUGUAAGUGUAAGAGAACUAGAGCAGUAGUUUCUUUCACUUCACCGCCUUGUGCUUCUAUCUUCACUUGUCUUGGUAACUUAGAAGAGUAUGCUUUCAUGAGGUUCACUUUUCUUGUACUGUUACUCACUGGCCAAAAAAUAAAGGAAUAUAGAAAGCGAUAGAUCCUGUUUAAAAAUCCCCUAAGCUCAGUAGCCAGCAGUACGCCGAGCUUCAGAGCAACCUCCUUUCUUUUUAAUUCAAACCUGAGGCAGAAUCAACCCAGAAGCCCCACCAGGCCUCCGUGGACUACUCGUCUAGAGACUGCCGCAGAAAUGUUUGGAAAAUAGUCAGCAGGGAGGAAAAUUUUAAGUCACUACAGCCAAGUUUUGUAAUGUAAUACUCAUACAACAAAGACAAACCAUUUUCUCUCCCCCCUUUUCUCUUGCAAUGUCCCCCUCUCUCUCCCUCUCUCUCCCUCUCUCCCUCUCUUCCUCUCUCCCUCUCUCUCCCUCUCUCCCUCUCCCCUCUCCUCCUCUCCCCUCUGAACCCUUUGGACUUCCUUUUGUGUAUUCCCACCUCUGUGUACAACCCCCCCCCCCCACCCCCUUUGAAAUGUGAUUUGUGUACGCCCCCCUCCUGUGUCCUGUCCCUCAGUCCCCGGCCAAUGUGGAGAAAGCCCUGCGUCUGUUCAGCCAGCUGCUGCACAAUAAGAUGUUCCUGCUGACCUUCAUCCACACCCUGGAGGCCCAGAGGUCCUUCUCCAUGCGGGACCGCGGCAACGUGGCCUCUCUACUCAUGGCCGCGCUGCAGGGCCGCAUGGAGUAUGCCACCAUGGUGCUCAAACAGCUGCUGGCAGACCUCAUCGAGAAGAACCUUGAGAACCGCAACCAUCCCAAACUGCUGCUCCGACGGUGAGGCUACUUACCUGUAGAGAAAUGGGCUAGUGUUCUCUUCUCGCUCCCUCACUAACACAUCUACUCAUGCUGUAUGUGUAUAGGACACGUGUUGUUGAAACUGACCGGUGUCUCAUCUCUCCUGUAGGACAGAGUCUGUGGCAGAGAAGAUGCUCACCAACUGGUUUACGUUUCUGCUGCAUCGAUUCCUCAAGGUAAGGCAGUUGUAAUGGUGCUCCGAUUUAUUUCUAACUGAGGGUUAAUGUAGGUUCAGAGAAGAGAGACGUAGGUACAUAGCAGACGAUUUAUGUUUCUGAUUUAUUCAAAACAUAUCUGUUUGGCUGAAACACAGGUAGGUCUAUAGCAACACUGUGGACUGUACUCUUUCUGUCCCCGUUUUCAUUUUUGAACCUGAAAUUCUGUGAAAUGAUCUUUAAUUGCUAUUAUUAGUGUAAUGUGUGAGUUGUAAUUAUAGUUUUGAGGUGGAGUUCUUUGGCUAAUCAUUUUUUCAAUUUUUUUAUUUCACCUUUAUUUAACCAGGUAAGCCAGUUGAGAACAAGUUCUCAUUUACAACUGCGACCUGGACAAGAUAAAGCAAAGCAGUGCGAUAAAAACAACAACAACACAGAGUUACAUAUGGAAUAAACAAAAACAAAACGUACAGUCAAUAACACAAUAGAAAAUCUAUAUACAGUGUGUGCAAAUGUAGUAAGUUAUGGAGGUAAGGCAAUAAAUAGGCCAUAGUGCAAAAUAAUUACAAUUUAGUAUUAACACUGGGGUGAUAUAUAUGCAGAAGAUGAUGUGCAAAUAGAGAUACUGGGGUGCAAAUGAGCAAAAUAAAUAACAAUGUAAAUAACAAUAUGGGGAUGAGGUAGUUGGGUGGGCUAAUUACAGAUGGGCUGUGUACAGGUGCAGUGAUCGGUAAGCUGCUCUGACAACUGAUGCUUAAAGUUAGUGAGGGAGAUAAGUGUCUCCAUCAUGGUACUGGUGCUGUUAAUUCUCACUCAGUGUGACCGCAGCACAGUGGGAAUCACUCCAGAGGCAGUUGUGGUCAUUUUGUCUAACCACAUCCACCAACCAAAAUGGCCUUUCUGUAUUUGUCCUGCCCAUAUACUGCUCCUGCUUUACUCGUGGAUUGGAUUGAAAUGGCCAUUUGCGUUAAGGACAAGAAGCAUUCAGGCCUGAAAUGCCUCUUGGAAUGUAGCUCUGGAUGACAGCCAAGUAUAUUUAAGUUACAUCAGUGCAGAUGUUAAAGUGUUUUGGCCAUCUCCCCAGUCUCCCCAAGUAAUUACCCUGAAAUGUUUCCACAAGCCUUACUUAAACCUUUAUUCGGAAUUGACUUUCACAUUUUCAUAUUCAGCUUGCAUAGCAAUAUUCAGCUUUCUUAGCAAGGCUUAUCACUGAAUUUUUUUAUUUUUUUUUACAAAAAUAUAUAUCUUAAGGUGAUUCAGUACCUUAGGGUAGAUGUUAUUCGGGAAGGUAAAGGUUCUAGAGUUUCUUAAAAUAACAAAUGUAAUGUCAUGUUAAAAUUUAUGAAGUUCUGAAAACAAACAUACUUAGCAUGUUCAACAUAAACCCCUUUAGCGAAGAACAAAUUAUCUGAGGAUUUAAUCUCAUCGGACAUGGUCUGGAAAAAUAUAGAAGCUACUUGUUCGUUACUCUCGUUUGACUGGUUUUCAACUGAGAAGAAAUUCUAGAGAGUAACUUGAAAUCUGCAGAUAUGCUGUUAUUAAGUAUGACGUCAACUCAAUUUUACAGAUUAAGACCACAGAAGAACAUGCCCUUGAACACAAUACAGUAAUACAGAAAAUCACUGACACAUCCCAGCAUGACCAAUCCGUUUUACUGAAUGCUGCUUAUACUCUCAUUGCCCUACAAAGUUAGACAAUUUGGGGUCGUUUGUGUGUUUGGGGUUUCCUUUGUUUGAGUAUGGAUUUGAAUAUUGCUCCAUUUGGUUACUGGCAGCAGGAUUUGGAGGCCUGGUAGAUUGUCCAUUGUCCUCUGUGUGUCUGGGCUGGAAGGCCACUCUGUGCCCGAGCAGCUUGAGACUCAGGAUGUCACGUUGUAAUUAAUGAUGUCAAAUUAAUCAGCCUUAAGAACUAAAUAAUAGUGUUCUCAGUAUCACUGGUUAGUAAUCAAAAGCCUGUAAGUGGGUAAUUGGUAACUUCCCCACUCUUCACUAUGCUGUCUGAAAGGGAUGUGAUUGCGAUCCCUCUCCCCUUCUCCCUCUCUCUUCCGCUUUUACUCUUUCCCCCUCUGCCCCCUGCCCCCUCUCCCCCCCCCACUCCCUCCUCUCUCUCUCUCUCUCUCUCUCUCUCUCUCUCUCAGGAGUGUGCAGGAGAGCCUCUGUUCAUGCUGUACUGUGCCAUCAAGCAGCAGAUGGAGAAGGGGCCUAUAGACGCAAUCACAGGAGAGGCUCGCUACUCCCUCAGUGAGGACAAGCUCAUCCGCCAGCAGAUCGACUACAAACAGCUGGUAAGGAAAGACCCUCCUCCACACGCGCACACACACACACACACACACAUACACACACACACACACACCUCUCAUGUUUCAUUUGAGUGUGGCCCAACGGAGCCAACCCCCUCAGUCCCAGGACAGCAAGAUGAAUCCAUGUACUGAUUCUCACUUAAUGUGGUUGAAGAAGCAAAACAAACAGGAGGAUGUUUAGCAUUCUUUGCCAUGGAAAUCACCUGUCAUGUUACUGAGGAAGUGAUGUGGACCGUGGCUCCCCCAUUGGCUGUGGGAUACCAGUGUAGGCAGUGGUAGGAGACGGAGCUGGGGCUGAAUGGGUGAGGGAGGGCUCUUGGAACGAACCCACUCAGCACUCAAUCACACAAUGACCUGCUGCGGGCCAGUAAUGAUUCAAACAAAUCAAGCAAUUUAUUGUCUGCCCAUAAACAAACCUUCCCACCACAUCUCUCUCUCUCCCCAACGAGGCGGCCAAGCAGCACUGCCAGGAAAUACUACACUUAAACAAUUAUUGAUUUACUCACCGUCAGCAACCCAUUGACUUCCACAUAAAAGCGUCACACCCCACAUUUGCGAAUAAAAAAUAGAAACAGCACAGGAAUUCUCUAAAUAUUACCUCAUAUUAAUUAUUUAUAUGGAAAAAUAGCAAUACGCUGACUUAGUAGGAUACACUGGUAUCCCGCCCACUCCCACCCCUCGACUUCUCCAUGAAUCUGCAUCCAAGGCCGUUCCUCACUCGCGAGCACACUGCCUGGUAAAACACUGCAGCAUCAACUCAGGACAGUUUCAUCUCUACCUCCUUCAUAGGGAUCAAUAGAAGGAAUGGCAGAUGUCAGAGGAAUUAGCCCUAAAGAGACAGAUGCUCCCGGAGGAGCUGUCUAUAUCUCUGGCCCUGGGGAACCCCAGUAAAGGUCAACCCUAUAGGACGGCUUUAUGCCCCCUGCUUCCAUAUACCCUUAAAUCACUCAUAAUCUGUACCACCUAUGGAUGAUGGAGGCUCUGUUAUCGAUAAAUCUAGGGCCAUCUGUGCACACUAUCGAUAACUAUCAUUCAUGGUUAUCUCUUGUAUCCCUUUAAAUGGCAUUAUCUAAGACUGUCAACUUUACUGGGAAGUACUGCAGUAUUUGAUACUCUGAUCCUAUGGACCAUAGAUACACAGAUCGGAUAGAUGUACAGUGCCUUCAGAAAGUAUUCACACUCCUUGACUUUUUCCACAUUUUGUUGCGUUACAGCCUGAAUUUAAAAUAGAUUAAAUUGAGAUGUAUUGUCACUGGCCUACACACAAUAUCCCAUAAUGUCAGUGGAAUUAUUAUUUUUCUAAAUAUAUAUUUUUUUUACAAAUUAAUAAAAAAUGAAACACUGACAUUUCUUGAGUCAAUAAAUAUUCAACCCCUUUAUUAUGGCAAGCCUAAAUAAGUUCAGGAGUAAAAAUGUGCUUAACAAGUAAUAUAAUAAGUUGCAUGGACUCCCUCUGUGGCCAAUAAUAGUUUUUAUCAUGAUUUUGAAUGACUACCUCAUCUCUGUAAGAAGGGCACCUAUUAGUAGAUGGGUAAAAAUAAAAAAGCAGACAUUGGAUAUCCCUUUGUGCAUGGUGAAGUUAUUGGAUGGUGUAUCAAUACACCCAGUCACUACAAAGAUAUAGGCGUCCUUUCUAAGUCAGUUGCCAGAAAGGAAGGAAAACGCUCAGGGAUUUCACCAUGAGGCCAAUGAUGACUUUAAAACAGUUAAAGAGUUUAAUGGCUGUGAUAGGAGAAAACUGAGAAUGGAUCAACAACAUUGUAGUUACUCCACAAUACUAACCUAAUUAACAGAGGGGAAAAAAGGAAGCCUGUACAGAGUACAAAUAUUCCAAAACAUGCAUCCUGUUUGCAACAAGGCACUAAAGUAAUACUGCAAUAAAUGUGGCAAAGCCAUUCACUUUUUGUCCUGAAUUCAAAGUGUUAUGUUUGGGACAAAUCCAAUACAACACAUUACUCAGUACCACUCGCCAUAUUUUCAAGCAAAGUGGUGGCUGCAUCAUGUUAUGGGUAUGCUUGUAAUCGUUAAGAACUGGAGAGUUUUUCAGGAUAAAAAAGAAACAGAAUGGAGCUAAGCACAGGCAAAAUCCUAGAGGAAAACCUGGUUCAGUCUGCUUUCCACCAGACACUGGGAGAUGAAUUCACCUUUCAGCAGGACCAUAACCUAAAACACAAGGCCAAAUCUACACUGGAGUUGCUUACCAAGACGACAGUGAAUGUUGAGUGGCCGAGUUACAGUUUUGACUGAAAUCUACUUGGAAAAUAUGGCAAGACCUGAAAAUGGUUGUCUAGCAAUGACCAACAUCCAAUUUGACAGAGAUUGAAUAAUUUUGAAAAUAAUAAUGGGUAAAUGUUGCACACUCCAGGUGAGGAAAGCUCUUAUACCCUUUUCAGACAAACGGAAUGUGCUGUCUUGAAAGCGCCUCAGCUACGGCAUGUUUGUUUGUCUGUAAGGGUACACUAUAGCUUUUUAAAUGCCAAAACGAAACCUUCUCUGGAGAAAGUUUCGAAGCGCAAUUGAACAGGCAUUUUACCUUUCUGUAAAGGAAUGCCGCUUUUGAAGCGGGACUAAUGUCCAUCACUAGGCAACCAGAACUGUCAAUCAAAUAACCUCGAGCUGCCUGCGCACAGCCUGCCUAUCUGCUGCCUGCACACAGAUCACACUCUCCUAAAAAAGUAUCUAGCUACCCUACCAUAAAAAAACAGCAUGAAAACAACACAACAGCACAUCAAUCAGCAACGUUUGUCGUUGUCAGGGAAACAAUACAGAACAUUCUAUGCCGGAGCAGAAUUCUACUGUCUGAAAAGGCAUUUUUUUAAUUGUCUGAAAGGUUAUCAAUUGUUGCUAUCAACACAUUACUGUAGCGGCGUUCUAUAUCUGUUAAGGGUAUUAGAAACUUGCUGCCAAAGGUGCUUCUACAAACUGUUGACUCAGGGGUGUGAAUAGUUAUGUAAAUUUAAUAUUUUUGUAUUUCCUUUUCAAUAAAUGUGCACUUUGUCAUUAUGGCAUAUUGUGUGUAGAUGGAAACAAUUAAAUUGAAUCCAUUUUGAAUUCAGGCUGUAACACAACAAAAUGUGGAAUAAGUCAAGGGGUAUGAAUACUUUCUGAAGGCAAUGUACCAUCUUUUACCACCAAGAUGCCCAAAAUCAUCCCUUGUCAGAACUCUGCUUGGCCUUGGACCUCCUCAAAUGAUGAGGAUUCUCUGGUGCCUUGAGAAUUCCUAUAAUUUGCUGUAUAAUUUGUUUUUAAUCACAAAUGCCCCACUUGUUAACUAUUUCCAGUGCAUGGCAAGGAGGAAAUUGACUUUGCUAAUGAUCAGUGAGUGGCAGUGGUACAGAUGUCUGUGGUACCCUGUGCCAGCUGCACACUGUGCUAAUCACCUGAUUAACGCACCCAGCCCACACCAAAGGUCUCCUCAUGAAUUUAUAUGGACUGGUAGCACAACGUGUACAUGCCCAGUAUAUAAAUACAUUAGAAGGACCCCUCUACUCUCUGGUCACAAUCAUAUACCUUUUUGGAUGGAUACUGCACCCAAGAGGCAACGUAGGUCAUUUGAUGGCGUUUAGUUAGUUUUAGUUAGUAGAUUGUGUGAAAAAUCAGUGCUUUUCCAAUAGUCAGGAUUCCUCUAGAGUAAAUAGUGUUGAACACAGAAACCCCGUCAGGCCUGCAGCAAAUAAUUUUUUAUCGUCUGUCAAUAUUAACAUAGCAACAUGGCACACUAGGCUAUAGAAAGAUAUUAACCAGUAGACAAUACAGAAUCUAUUAUUCAUGAUAAUCUCUGCAUAGAGUUUGUAUAUGAACUCAGAGGAUGGCCUCGUUGUGACACCACUCCUCUAUGUUAGUUAAUCUGUCAAUGCAAGUUGCACAUUAGGCUGAAUGCAUCUUCAUUUGUUAUAAUGACAGUUUCCCAAAUAGAGCCUGACUUCUCUAUAUUGUGACUGAUUGAGCUGUGAAGGGGUGCCAGAACUGUUAAAAAGAUAUUAUGCGUUUGCUCUCUAUCCUCAAUCUCCUCCUUUUAACUAUGGCACAUGGUGUCAUAUAAAUCCUUGUUUGUAGUUAAAUCAAUGUCCUCUGUCAGUUUUUUAUUGACCUGAGGAUGGCUCAUAAAUGUGUCCUCCAGAUCGCUUUAAUUCUUCGCUGAUUGUCUUCAAACAGAUGAAAUCUUCAUUAUCGACAAUGCAGUUAAUAUAUCUGGGGGGACUAUUGAUAAAAUAGCAUUUAAAGUGAUUCAUGAAAAACAAACACCUGAGGAAAUUGCAGUCAAAAUCUCUCUCUUUAUUUAAUGAGAUUGAACAGUACUUUAACGACUAGUAAGUCUUUUUUAAACCUCCCGCUUUGGGAUGGAUGUGUCAAUGUGUAGUUCAUACAUGCAUAAUAUAUGAGCAGAAUUACAGAUUUACCUCAAUUAGCCACGAAAUCCCUAGUUUGAAAGCGACUGUUUUCUGGAAGCUGUGCAGCUCAAUUUUUGCUACAUUUCAGCCCACGUGCGCCAGCCCCCUAGUCAUUCGAGUUUCAACCAAUGAGCUUGCUGCUAGCAAAAGGCCUGCCCAGCGUUAUCCAAUGUGGUUGCAGGGCGGGCCCAACGGCUCAGUGGACACAGCAGAGAGCGAUAGAGAGAGCAAUGACGUGGUGCACAUAUCUGCUCAUAUGUGACGUUGUAUGUAAUUCUCGGGGACCACUUUCGGCUCGUGAGUGCUACUUUCAAAAUUACUGGCAGAAAUUAUGCAAAAGUUUGACAAUGUACUGACAGCCCUGUGGUUUCUCCCUCCUCAGACUCUGAUGUGUAUCCCUCCGGAGGGCGAGGCAGGCACGGAGGUCCCGGUGAAGGUGCUAAACUGUGACACGGUCACUCAGGUCAAGGACAAGCUGCUGGACGCUGUAUACAAGGGCAUUCCCUACUCCCAGAGACCCCAGGCUGACGACAUGGACCUUGGUAAGAACCAGUGCAUUCGGAAAGUAUUCAGACCCCUUGACUUUUUCCACAUUUUGUUACAUUACAGCCUUAUUUUAAAUUGGAUUAAAUAAAUACAAAUUCUCAUCAAUCUACACACAAUACCCCAUAAUGACAAAAUGAAAACAGGUUUUUGGAAGUUAUUGCAAAUGUAUUACAAAAAAAAACAGAAAUACCUUAUUUACAUAAGUAUUCAGACCCUUUACUCAGUACUUUGUUGAAGUACCUUUCGCAGCGAUUACAGCCUCAAGUUUUAUUGGGUAUGACGCUACAAGCUUGGCACACCUGUAUAUGGGGAGUUUCUCCCAUUCUUCUCUGCAGAUCCUCUCAAGCUCUGUCAGGUUGUAUGGGGAGCGUCGCUGCACAGCUAUUUUCAGGUCUCUCCAGAGAUGUUCGAUCGGGUUCAAGACCGGGCUCUGGCUGGGCCACUCAAGGAUAUUCAGAGACUUGUCCCGAAGCCGCUCCUGCGUUGUCUUGGCAGUAGAAUGGCCUUACUGAAGAGCUCAGUGACUUUCAAUGUGGUACCGUCAUAGGAUGCCACCUUUCCAACAAGUCAGUCCGUCAAAUUUCUGCCCUGCUAGAGCUGCCCCGGUCAACUGUAAGUGCUGUUAUUGUGGACGUCUAGGAGCAACAACGGCUCAGCCGCGAAGUAGUAGGCCACACAAGCUCACAGAACGGGACCGCCCAGUGCUGAAGUGAGUAGUGCUUACAAAUAAUCUGUCCUCGGUUGCAUCACUCAGUACCAUGUUCCAAACUGUUUCUGGAACUGUUUGUCGGGUGUUUCAUGAAAUGUGUUUCCAUGGCCGAGCAAUUCCAAGCAUCGGCUGGAGUGCUGUAAAGCUCGGCGCCAUUGGACUCUGGAGCAGUGGAAACGCGUUCUCUGGAAUGGUAAAUCACGUUUCACCAUCUGGCAGUCCGACGGACUAAUCUGGGUUUGGCGGAUGCCAAGAGAACGCUACCUGCCUGAAUGCAUAUUGCCAACUGUAAAGUUUGGUGGAGGAGGAAUAAUGGUCUGGGCCUGUUUUUCAUGGAUCAGGCUAGUCCCCUUAGUUCCAGUGAAGGGAAAUCUUAACGCUAAAGCAUACAAUGACAUUCUAGACGAUUCUGUGCUUCCAACUUUGUGGCAACAGUGGAAGGUCCUUUCCUGUUUCAGCAUGAUAAUGCCCCCAUGCACAAAGCGAGGUCCAUACAGAAAUGGUUUGUCGAGAUCGGUGUGGAAGAACUUGACUGGCUGCAGAGAGCCCUGACCUCAACCCCAUCUAACACCUUUGGGAUGAAUUGGAACGCUGACUUCGAGCCAGGCCUAAUCGCCCAACAUCAGUGCCCAACCUCACUAAUGCUCUUGUGGCUGAAUAGAAGCAAGUCCCUGCAGCAAUGUUCCAACAUCUAGUGGAAAGCCUUCCCAGAAGAGUGCAGCAAAGGGGGGACCAACUCCAUAUUCAUGAAUUAGAUGUUCGACGAGUAGGUGUCCACAUACUUUUGGUCAUGUAGUGUAUCUAUGUCUAUGGCAGUGUUUCUUAACCCCAAGGGGUGCACAUUUUUGCUUUUGCCCUAGCACUACACGGCUGAUUCAAAUGAUCAAUUAAUAGUCAAUAUUUUGAAUCAUGAGUGAAGGGCUAAGGAAAAAACUAAAAUGUGCAGGACCAAGAUUAAGAAACACUGGUGUAUGGUAAUAACAGCCUCGUAGACUACAGACAUACUCACUCUUAUGUGAAGGUUGUCUUCAUUACUGUGAAGGAUUUAUUGUAACUAAUUGCAUCAUUGGCUAAUAGUGAUUCCCUGUUGAAACUAAAGAUACAGGUUAAACUAAUCAGAUCAAACCAAUCUUCUGUUGUUCCUCACAGAGUGGCGACAAGGUAGACUGACCAGAAUUAUCCUUCAAGAUGAGGACGUCACCACGAAGAUCGAGAGUGACUGGAAGAGGCUCAACACCCUGGCCCACUACCAGGUCAGACAGCAUCACCAGCUGGACACAUCCACAUAAUACUCAUUCACAUUACUCACACACAAAGACAAAUACUAUCAUAUUGAUGGUCAUUCAUUUAAUGAUACAAUAUUAAAGAUCUCUCCUCCUCCAGGUGACCGAUGGUUCUCUGGUAGCCUUGGUCCAGAAGCAGGUCUCAGCCUACAAUAUUGCUAACUCAUUUACCUUCACCCGCUCUCUGAGCCGCUAUGGUACGUAUCAAUGACCCUUUCAGUUUUUCCAUACCUACUGUAUGAAAGCCCACCCCCACCCAGCCUCCUACAGUAUCUGACUGUGUGUCGUCGUGUUUCCAGAGAGCCUCCUGAGGACGUCCAGCAGCCCAGACAGCCUGCGCUCCCGGGCCCCCAUGAUCACCCCUGACCAGGAGACUGGCACCAAGCUCUGGCACCUGGUCAAGAACCACGAGCACGCUGACCAACGGGAGGGCGACCGCGGCAGCAAGAUGGUGUCUGAGAUCUAUCUCACCCGCCUACUGGCAACCAAGGUCUCUUUUCGUUGUAUUUUUGUGAAUUAUCUCAUAAUGUAUCAUGACAAUGUAUCAUUGCCAGGCACACAUUCCUUUCUUGGACACUGUGUUAACACCACUUGUCUGAUCACCCUACAGGGAACUCUGCAGAAGUUUGUGGAUGAUUUGUUUGAGACAGUGUUCAGCACGGCUCACCGCGGCAGUGCCCUCCCUCUGGCCAUCAAGUAUAUGUUUGACUUCCUGGAUGAGCAGGCCGACAGGAGGCAGAUCACUGACCCGGACGUCCGCCACACCUGGAAGAGCAACUGGUGAGCACAGAGUGACCUCUCUGUCUGCCCCUGUUUCUUAUAGCUGCCCCUUAAAUAAGCCAAUGGAACCCAAGCUGUAUCUGUGCAUUUGGUCAAAGUCUCAGUCUGUCUCAGUCUUCUUGGCUGUUUGAAAUGGCCACUAAUGAAUCAGAGCUACUAGCCUUCCCUGAAUGGCACAGGCAUACUCAUAAGCCCACUCCAUGAUCAACUUUUCAAAGGAGGGAGUAAUGACAAGAAUUAUGUGCAAUUUCCUGUUCUUUCUCAGCCAAAGGGAGUUUUUCCCUCGCCACUUUUGCUUUCAGCUUUCUUUUUAUAAAGGUGUAGAACUGAGUCUUUUUAGUCAAGUGUUUUAUGACAAAUGACUAAAAUGUGACAAAUGGAAUAUAGAUUUAAUACAUUCAGAUUCAUAAGAUUGUACCAUACUGUACCAUGACUGUGACUGCUUUUAUUGUCUCAAAGCUCUGAGUGGUCCACAAUGUGGUUUUUAAAAUCUAUUGUAUCAUUGUGUAGUGACACUUUAAUAAAUUUUUCUAAUUCUAACUCUAAGAUUCCCUUAUAAUAGUCCCAACCUUUUUCUCCUACUGUUUCUCUGCUUUCUCUCUAUCUGACAGUCUGCCCCUGCGUUUCUGGGUGAACGUGAUCAAGAACCCCCAGUUUGUGUUUGACAUCCAUAAGAGCAGCAUCACGGACGCCUGUCUGUCUGUGGUGGCCCAGACCUUCAUGGACUCCUGCUCUACAUCAGAGCACCGCCUGGGCAAGGACUCGCCCUCCAACAAGCUGCUCUACGCUAAAGACAUCCCCAACUACAAGAGCUGGGUGGAGAGGUACGAUUUCAGUUACCAUCAAUCUUAUUUGCUGUCAUAUCGACUUUUAUCUCAAAGAGUCAAACACUGAGUACUCUUGUGUCUCUUUGCUUCUGUCAGGUAUUACAGAGAUAUCAGUAAGAUGCCCACCAUCAGUGACCAGGACAUGGAUGCCUAUCUGGUGGAGCAGUCUCGUCUCCAUGGCACCGAGUUCAACACUCUUAGUGCUCUCAGUGAGCUCUACUUCUACAUCAACAAGUACAAAGAGGAGGUAAGAGGCAUGGGCCAAUCGUGUGCUUUAUUAGUCCUCAUAUUGUAAAAGUGCAACUUAUUUUAUACCUAAAUGUAAUGCAAUUAACGUUCUUAUUAAUGUUGAGAAAUUAUUUAUCUAACUCUUCUGUUCAGAUUUUGACAGCACUGGACAGGGAUGGGUACUGCCGCAAACACAAGUUGCGACACAAACUGGAACAAGCCAUUAACCUUAUGUCGGGCAGCAGCUGA
This is a messenger RNA of Coregonus sp. 'balchen', 37389 nucleotides long. Lineage: Eukaryota; Metazoa; Chordata; Actinopteri; Salmoniformes; Salmonidae. The record is from the annotation of a GenBank genome assembly.